Molecule: messenger RNA, 3524 nt
Organism: Scophthalmus maximus (turbot)
Lineage: Eukaryota; Metazoa; Chordata; Actinopteri; Pleuronectiformes; Scophthalmidae
Gene: fam219aa
Product: family with sequence similarity 219 member Aa
Exons: 6
Coding region: 211-777 (188 amino acids)
Source: RefSeq, a predicted model, not a curated record
CCCAUCAUGACGAUGCCGUAGACCCGGAAGUGGGGCGGUGCUGCUGUUUUGCUGUCGAGUCACCUCUGUCAGGAUGGAGGAAAACGAACUGCUAUCAUGCUGAAAAACGAGGUAUCACGACCAGUGAGCAUCGCAAACCGGGAUAGUUGAACACGAGUCGCCGUUUUAUCUUUUAACCCGCUGCGUCGUUUCCUGCCACACUUCGCCAAAAUGAUGGAAGAAAUCGACAGGUUCCAGGUGCCUCCAGUCAACGGGGAGACACAGCCAUUGGACCCAGCAGCAUCUUCCACCUCGGAGGUGAACCCUGACGCUAAGGGAGAGACUGUUGCCAUGAACUACAAGCCCUCACCUCUGCAGGUCCAAAUAGAGAAACAGAGAGACCUCGCCAGGAAGGGAUCAGUGAAGAACGGCACCGUGGGAAGUCCUGUCAAUCAACAGCCCAAGAAGAAUGCAAGGACAAGGUUGGUGGUGCCAAACAAAGGCUACUCCUCUCUUGACCAGAGCCCAGAUGAGAAACCUCUGGUAGCACUGGACACCGACAGUGAUGAUGACUUUGACAUGUCCAGAUACUCCUCAUCAGGAUACUCCUCAGCCGAGGUGAGAUGUCUGAGGGACCAGCAGAUCAACCAGGACCUGAACAUUCAGCUCCUGAAGGACGGGUACCGGCUCGAUGAGAUCCCGGAUGACGAGGACCUGGAUCUGAUCCCCCCUAAAGCAGUUAACCCCACCUGCAUGUGCUGCCAGGCUUCUCCCUCUACAGCCUGUCAAAUCCAGUAGCAUCCCCCACCCAGAACAUCUCCUGCUUGCACCAAAGCCAACUACUGACCAGAGUGGCUGCAAGGAGGAAAAACUAUCAGCUUGCAAUGGCACAAAGGGAAAACAAGGGUUUAUAAAUGCUCAAAUAAGAAAAGAUUAUACAGUAGGUGAAGUCUUGAGGAAAGAGUCAAUAUGUACAGUAUCCGUGCAUGUUCCUCCUAUGGUAGGAUCUGUGCGUCUUACUUCUGCAUAGUUGGUUCAGCGGGGACUCGACUGAUGAUGGCAGAAACUUUACCUCUAAUGACAACGUGUCUCUUUGGCUUCUCCUUUGUCCGACUUCCAUCUCACGCUUGUGGAUGUCUUGGUUCACGAGGACCAUGGAGGAUUGUGCGAUGUUGUGGAUGAACGGAAAAAAAUGACGGGGAUGACAGGAACUCUACCAGAUGCAUGUGAUGGUAGAAGAGGUGUCGUCAUAUGGUAGUGCACCGCCCACGGAAAGUACUUUUUUUGUUCCUGGUUAAGAUUUAACGAACAAGAAGAGAUUGGAUGUUUUGUAGCGACCAUUGUUUUUUUUCCCCUUCCUUUAUCAUUUCUUUCUGCGAGUCUGCUUUGUUAGCCUGUGCAUAUGUGUCAGACAUAGAAAAUACAUACGUGUGUAUCUGAUUAUGUCCAAGAAAGUAGUGGAAAACCAUGAAGUUACAAAAUGCACACAAUCACAACAUCCAUCCAUCAGCGAUACUGCUCCUCAUUUGGGGGUUUGGUUGACGGAGGAAGCCCAAGCACCCGGAGAAAAAAAGCCACCUAGGCACGGGAGAACACUAUACUCCCCCCGGACAAAAAGGGGGUUCAAACCCAAAACCCUCUUGCUGUGUGACCUCGCUCGCAACGUCAAAAUAGUAAUGUCAGAAUUUUUUUUUUUAAAUGUUUGAAUGUCAAACCAAGGUUGUACUGCUUAAUCGUUUCAUAUUCAGUUGAAAAAAGAAACUGAGAACAAAUAGUUUUGCAUGUUGCCUGUUCACACUCUAAUGUCUAAUGACCAGCCUGUGCAGAUGAUUUAUCCCUUUUUAUUGACCCCAGAUACGCCGUUGUGCUGACGAGACAUCGUGUGAGGUGCACUUUUCAGAACACGAUUAGUAAUAUUUAGGUUUACCUACUGUAGCAUCAGUAGAUAUAGUGAUUUUAAAACACAGUGGCGGGGGCAGCUCAUUAGUUGGUGUCUAUUAUUUCAAGAUUGCCCCGACAUGAGAGGGUGAUGAUCACAAAAGCAGUCGCCACUAGUGAAUGUGGUUACAAAAAUAAUUCAUAUACUUGAGGGAAUCGGUGAAUGGAUAAAAGGCUGAGAAAAUGAGUUCAUAUCUGAGAAUGUGUACAACGGGAUUCCAUAAUGCCUGGAAGGAAAAUUAAAUGGGAUUAGUUUUUUUUCCGGUUAUAUCAAGGGAAAUUUAAAAUUGCUCUCCUUUUCUUUAAAGUUCCGUUUUAAUUGUAUUUGUUUUGUACGUUUGUAUAUUUGCGCAUAAUCCCCCUUUUGAGGUUGGAUACCGAUUCGGGGACAAUAACUGUAUAUGUAGCACCUGACACAGCUGUGUAUUGUCAAUGCUUUAUGCCAAUGGAUGUUUUCCAUGAUGUUGAAAAGGAAGUAGUCCUUGCCGUUUAGAAGUACUGAAUACAUCUUCUGUAUUUUUUUUCUCAUGUUUACAUCAUUCUGAAGGCACAUCUGGAGCUCCGCGGACAUCAGCGGUUUUUCUAGUGGAGCGGACUUGAAUCUGAUUGGUGGAGGAUCAGGCUGGGUUUCCCCAAAAACACCUCAACAAUGAGAGUUUUGACAUAUUUGUGACUUCCUGGUGCAUAUUGCAGCUAAUAUGACACCUGAAAAGCAUUUUUCCUCUUUAAAAUAACCUAUAGACAAGCUCUUAUCCAGCUAAUGGGAAAGAUGGCUUUUAAUAGAACCACAAUUCUAAGCAUGUGUGCACUUUACACUUGUGGUCCAAGUUAUUUUCUCAUGGUAAAGUUCAGAGUAUUGUGUUUACACAUUUACAAUUAAAUACCGUGUGCAUCUACGAUGCAGUCUCACUUCUUUUGAUACACGAUGGUGUUUUUGGGGAACCUCGCGUCUUUCAUAUCUGAUGCUCCUUUUGCUCAAAUAUUUCACGAGUCAUUGAAUGGAGAUCAAACACUGUGUGGUGUAUGACUCUGAAAUGACACAUCUGCAAGCUUGUGAUAACAUCAUUUGAUUUACAAAAGUGCACAAGGAUACUGUAGAUCUUUUGCAGACAAGGUGCCAUAUGUGUAGAUAGUGUAUUAGGUAGGAAGAAGACAAACAGUACAGUAGGUAAUAUGUCACCAAUGCAUCUAGCUGAGGUGUGUUAGGUCAGUAGCUGUGUACAGUACAGUACAAUAUGAACACUGAGGGACUGUAUGACUGAUUAUGGUGCUUCAUUUUUUAAAUUUUUUAUCAUUAUCAUCCUGACACAUUCACACACGGGUUGUGCACUACUCCUGCCCCACGUGGUCUCACCUGGGGCGUAGCUUCACUAAUCUCCUGAGUCUGGAAACUACAGCAAGGCGUCGUAACAAGCUAUUUAUUUGCAGUUGUGUGUGUUUUAAUUUAUUUUUUUCAUGUAUGGGGGAAAUAAUCCAUAUACAAACAGAUGCUUUUUAUUUGUCAGAUAGUUUAUUAUGAUGAUUGUGUACUGGUUCCAUUUAGAUUUUAACGGUGUUAAAGUUCUGUGUAUAGUGCAACAUAAAAGAAUAAAAAUUAGGUAUCUGAA